Leptopilina heterotoma is the source of this 636-nucleotide messenger RNA. RefSeq names its product glycolipid transfer protein A. The record is from RefSeq and is a predicted model, not a curated record. Gene Ontology annotation, cellular component: cytosol; membrane; cytoplasm. NCBI's taxonomy places the organism in Eukaryota, Metazoa, Arthropoda, Insecta, Hymenoptera, Figitidae. Bases 1 to 636 code for a protein of 211 amino acids. Gene Ontology annotation, biological process: intermembrane lipid transfer; ceramide transport. Gene Ontology annotation, molecular function: ceramide 1-phosphate transfer activity; ceramide 1-phosphate binding. The transcript has 5 exons.
AUGUCACUAGGAAUUGCUAAACAUCGAUUUCGGGAACUCAAUCAAGAUUGUGUGAUCUUUCCAAAAAUAAUAGAGGGAAAAAUAAAUACUGAACAAUUUCUUGACGCCUCACAACAACUAGUACAAUUAAUUAAUAAAUUUGGAAAGUUAUUUGCACCAAUGAAAUAUGACAUGCAACAAAACAUUGACAAAUUAAAUGCAAAGUUUAACAACGACAGAGAUAAUCAUUCCACAUUACAAGAUAUGAUUUUAAUUGAAAAGACCACUGGAAAUAACACUAUCGCAAUUGAAGCUUUAUUGUGGUUACGAAGAGGAAUGUACAUGAUCCAGUUAUUUUUUGAAAAAAUUGUUCAAGACCAUAAAUCUGGCCAAGCUACGGAAGAUUUAGUAGCUUGUUUGAAAAAAUCUUACAAAGAAUCUUUAGAACCAUAUCAUGGAUGGAUGGCACAACAAUUAUUUACUUUGCUUGCACGCAUGGUUCCAACAAGAACUCAAUUAUUGCAAAUUCUUACUAACGGACAUGAGGAUAAAGAAAAUGAAGUUUUACAAAAUAUAGAUGAACUUUGCAAAGGGUUAAAAGUUAUCGUAUUAUAUUUACAAGAAUUCUACAUUUUAAAUCAUUUAAAUAAUACUUAA